AACCUCAGCUCCGAACCUAACCUUGGUAAUAGUUGGUACAUUUCUUCACUCUCUUGCCUGCCUGGGUCCUCCACAAGCUCAGCGUCUCUCAAUUGAAAAGAUCAGGAUGCACACUAAAUCCGAUUCCGACUUAACAAGCUCAGUUGAUCCGUCGUCUCCGAGAUACCCCAAACGCCAACUUUAUUACGUCCAAAGCCCUUCGAGGGACUCCCACGAUGGCGAAAAGUCAUCGUCCAUGCAGGCAACGCCCGCUUACAGCAGCCCCAUGGAGUCUCCUUCUCACCCUUCUUACAGCCGUCACUCCAGGGACUCGUCUGCCAGUCGUUUCUCGGGGACCCUCAAGAAAGGAAGGAAGAGAAACGAAAAGGGCUGGACUGAGUGUAACGUCAUUGAAGAAGAGGAGGGGGACUACUUUUAUGGGAAAGAUAAAGGGUUCACGAGGAGGUGCCAGAUUUUGAUGGCCGUGUCUGGGUUCAUCGCGGUUUUCAGUUUGUUUUGUUUGAUCAUCUGGGGUGCCAGCCGCCCUUACAAACCUCAAAUUGUUGUUAAGAGCUUGACAGUCCAUAAUUUCUAUUUUGGAGAGGGAGCCGACAUGACAGGAGUUCCAAGCAAGAUGCUUUCAAUCAACUGUUCAGUAAGGAUGACACUAUACAAUCCUGCAACUUUCUUUGGUAUUCAUGUUAGUUCCAAUCUUGUCAACCUAAUGUACUCAGAAAUCACGGUUGCCACUGGUCAGAUGAAGAAGUACUAUCAGCCAAGAAAGAGUCAUCGAACUGUGGCCCUGACUCUCCAUGGGGACAAGGUUCCUUUGUAUGGGGCAGGGGCAAGCUUAGCAGUCUCAAAUGAUGCAAGUGGAGUUCCAAUGAAGUUGGUUUUUGAAGUUCGGGCCAGAGGGAAUGUGGUGGGGAAGUUGGUGAAGUCGAGGCAUCGGAAACAUAUCUCUUGUUCUUUGGUUAUCGACUCUCACAGUAGCAAGCCUCUCAAGAUGAAAAGCAGUUCAUGCCAAUACGACUGAGAUGAAAAUGGUGGGGUUCGGGUGUUUUUUAAGUUAUUUUCAAACUUUCGAUCGAUCAGAAAGUGUGGAAGUAAUAAUCGUUUAGAAAACAGUAUAAUCAGUUUGGAGAAAUAGGAAGUGGUCUAUCAUCUUGAUGUAGAUUAUAUCUUGCGAUCAUUAAUAAGACAAGUUUUUGGUUCAUGUA
Hibiscus syriacus is the source of this 1199-nucleotide messenger RNA. RefSeq lists its product as uncharacterized. Bases 107 to 1015 code for a protein of 302 amino acids. The record is from RefSeq and is a predicted model, not a curated record. Lineage: Eukaryota; Viridiplantae; Streptophyta; Magnoliopsida; Malvales; Malvaceae. The transcript is spliced from 3 exons.